AUUCUAUUUAUUUUAUUACAUGUCCUUUAAUAAUUAUUCAGCUUUAAAGCUUUCAAAUUGCUCUUUUAUUUUCUCUAAACUCAAAAUAACUUCGUUUUUACUUUUUAAUUCAUUAUUUAAUUAUUUUAUUUCUUCAAAUAAAUCCCCAUUUUAUUAAUAUUAUUAUUUUUUUCCUUAUUCCUAUUCCCUUUUUCCCCAUAAUUAACAUAGAUAAUUAUAAUCAAUUUCACCAGGAUUUAUAGGCUAAUUAAAUAUAUAUUAUUUUUCAUUAAAAAUAUGCUUUUGUAAAAAUUAGAUUAUAUUUUCUAAAUCUUUUUUUAAAAGUUUUUAUUCUUUGUAAUUUUUUAUGUAUUUUGCUUCAAGCUUUGAUAAUUUGGUACUUGUAACUUUUAUUUCUUUUAUUUUUUCCUUUAAUAAUAGAAUUAAACUUUCAUUACUUAUUUAAUCAUUUAUAAUAAUUUCGUUUUCAGCCAUUUUUUAAAUUUAUAUUUUUUUUUUAAAUUAUAUUAAAAUUUUAUAAUGA
This is a messenger RNA of Ichthyophthirius multifiliis, 523 nucleotides long. RefSeq lists its product as hypothetical. Lineage: Eukaryota; Ciliophora; Oligohymenophorea; Hymenostomatida. The transcript has a single exon. The record is from RefSeq and is a predicted model, not a curated record.